UGCAAUGAACUAUGGGUAGUUUGUCGGAAUAAAAGCAUUCUCGCCUCAUGAGAUGUCUAGCAGGCAGGACAAUCAAAAGUUUAUGAAAAUGGAAAACCAACUGUUUGAUUCAGCCUUCGAAUCAUUCGAUUCUAAUAACGAGAAUGGAAAAUCUGGAGAAAACUUGAAUAGUUCAGGAGUCCUCAAUAAAGCUAACCUGAUCGUCAACUACAUUCCACAAAGUUUGAGUCAAGAUGAAAUUCGCAACAUGUUCAGUGCGAUAGGCCCAGUGAAAAAUUGCAAACUGGUUAGAGACCACGGUACAGGGAUCAGUCUUGGUUACGCAUUCUUAGAAUAUUACAACCCUGAAGACGCACAAAGAGCCAUAUUAAAACUUGACAAGUGUCGAAUUCAGAACAAGACCCUUCGUGUGAGUUAUUCAAGACCAUCUUCUUCCGAUAUCAAAAAUGCGAAUUUGUACGUAGCAGGUUUGCCGCCAACUGUUGACGAGGAUAAGUUGAGCAUACUUUUCAAUCAGUUCGGACAAAUAAUAACACAUAAAGUUCUCUAUAACUCGGAUGGAUCUAGCAGGGGAAUAGGGUUUGUUCGUUUUGACAAAAGAUGCGAAGCACAAGCGGCCAUUGAUGCGAUGAAUGGCAAAUCAUUGGAUGGAGGAUCUGUGCCCUUAACUGUCAAAUUUGCCAUUCCACCUGCAGUAAAGAAUUUGAAUCAGACACUGGUUGCUGCAAAUCUUGGUCAGAAUAGCACGGCAUUAGCAAGUGCAGUGGCCGCAUCUACAGGGCGGAAUCAAAAUGUACGUUUCAGUCCUAUGGCAUCAAACAGCUCACAGGGUGUUGUAGGUAUAAUGGCGGCAGCUGCUGCUGCUCAGCAAUCACUUCAAAAUCCAGUUCAGAAUGCCCUUGCAGGUCCAUUAGAUCAGACAGGGAGGUCAAUGGGUCCAUGGUGUGUCUAUGUUUAUGGGCUUCAGCCAACCGCAUCUGAAGCCACCCUGUACCAACUUUUUGCACCAUUUGGUGCAAUACUCAGCGUCAGGCUAAUGCGAGAUUUAACCAAAUCUGAGCAGCCUUGUAAAGGCUAUGGCUUUGUAAAUUUCCUAACCAGUACAGAUGCACACCGGGCAGUUAUGCAGAUGAACAACUUUCUCUUUGAGGAAAAGUAUCUACAGGUUUCAUUUAAGAGUUCUAAGGGCCAGAAAUGAAAAUAGAUUUACUCUCUUCUUAAUCUAGCUAGUCUAUAUUAACAGCAAGGCUUGUUAAAUGGUUCUUUCGAUAAACCAUACCUUCCCUUUGUGAGAAAUUAAUAAGACACUUCCCCUUACCUGUGAACAAACUGAUGAGAAAUCUCCUAAACUAAUAAAAUAUGUAAUAAAUAAAUUCAAUGAUAACAGACUAAUAUCAAUCCAGGUUGAUCUGGCAAUUCUGAAAUACAAUCAAUGGCAAUAUGAAAUUUUAUUUAACAACCAAGCAAUAGUUUAAAUUUACAUUCCAGCCUUUUUGUUUAUGAAAAUAUGAUUUCCAAACAAUAGGACCAAAUUUUACUCAUUUUUUUUAAUUAUGCAGCCUGUAGAGUGCUUUCUAGCAUUAGAAACUUAUGAAGAGGCUUUCUUGUGAAAUCCCUCUUCUUCUGCUACGUUCAAACUUUAUUUCCUUUGUUCAUUAGUUCAUGAGUUCCUUUGUUAAUUAUAUUGUUGCCUCAAUUUUCUUAACUCUUUAUAAGCAGUCAUUUUUGUCACAAUAUUUUAUUCCUUGGAGUAAACAUUUAAUUAUGCCACUUCUAGUUGGAUUAUAUUUAUAUGUUUCUUGUUACGUUAUAUAUACAUAUAUAUAUAUGGUUGUUUGUUCCUAAUCAUAUAUUAUCUAUUUGAACUCCAGAGCUUUUUGUCAAGUAGAGACUUUUGAUUUUGUUGUAUUGAAAUUAUAUAAUAUUUAUUUAGAUUUCAUUA
This is a messenger RNA of Rhopilema esculentum, 1942 nucleotides long. RefSeq names its product ELAV-like protein 1. The record is from RefSeq and is a predicted model, not a curated record. NCBI's taxonomy places the organism in Eukaryota, Metazoa, Cnidaria, Scyphozoa, Rhizostomeae, Rhizostomatidae. Gene Ontology annotation, cellular component: ribonucleoprotein complex. Gene Ontology annotation, molecular function: RNA binding.